Centruroides sculpturatus (bark scorpion) is the source of this 793-nucleotide messenger RNA. RefSeq lists its product as uncharacterized. The transcript is spliced from 3 exons. The record is from RefSeq and is a predicted model, not a curated record. Bases 18 to 779 code for a protein of 253 amino acids. Lineage: Eukaryota; Metazoa; Arthropoda; Arachnida; Scorpiones; Buthidae.
GACAACAUACAAAAGAAAUGAUGGUUAAAAAUCGCCAUAUUAUAAUGAUAUUUACAUUGAUUGGAGUAAUGGCAAGUUUAGCUCAAUUAAACGAAGAACCAGACUUGGAUUCUCUUUUACCGGUUGCUGUUUCAGAAGCGGAAUUGGAAAACGAUUCCAAAAUUGGAUCCGAAGAAUUUUUCAAGCGUAAAUUUACUCCGUGGGGUGGCAAAAGAUCUAUUCCUUUUGAUGAAAUUGUAUUUCAGAAACGUCAAUUCACACCAUGGGGUGGUAAGAGAACCAUGAAAGCUUUGAGUGACCGAAGAGGCUUUACACCUUGGGGAGGUAAAAGAAACUUUAGCAAUUGGAAUAGAAAAAGAAACUUUAACCCGUGGGGUGGCAAACGAAACAUGAUGGUUAAAAAUCGCCAUAUUAUAAUGAUAUUUACAUUGAUUGGAGUAAUGGCAAGUUUAGCUCAAUUAAACGAAGAACCAGACUUGGAUUCUCUUUUACCGGUUGCUGUUUCAGAAGCGGAAUUGGAAAACGAUUCCAAAAUUGGAUCCGAAGAAUUUUUCAAGCGUAAAUUUACUCCGUGGGGUGGCAAAAGAUCUAUUCCUUUUGAUGAAAUUGUAUUUCAGAAACGUCAAUUCACACCAUGGGGUGGUAAGAGAACCAUGAAAGCUUUGAGUGACCGAAGAGGCUUUACACCUUGGGGAGGUAAAAGAAACUUUAGCAAUUGGAAUAGAAAAAGAAACUUUAACCCGUGGGGUGGCAAACGAAACGAAUUUUCUUCUGAAUAAAAAAUAAAAUAAAA